GGCGUGUCCAACGCUGAAGCGGCUCUCCUCAUUGGUUGAAAGCUCUCCUAGUAACCGACCAACACACGAGACGUGAAAAAAUAAAAAGUCUGUAUUUUUCUGAAGCUAAAGCCUAAAGUCAGGCUUAACUUAUGCUGGAGAAACAGAUACAGACCUCAUUACAGAGACAUGUCUCAAUGAUUUAAGAUGCGGGGUUCUAGUGUGUUGAGAGCUCAAGCAUCUGCAGACCACAAUGGAUAACCGGGAGAGUAAAUCGUGCCGAGAGGAGGAGCUCGCGUCUGCUGUUCAUGAAACUCUGGAUGAAUAUUUAAUCGGCCUCCAGCAGAAAAACAGAAUCCUAAAGCGCCUCAGGGUGAAAGAUCCCAGGCAGAUUGAAUUGGAACGGCUUGAACAAGGAUUUUCUAUUUAUUUUAAUGGAGCCAAUGCUGAAUCCAGUCAGAAGAACUCCAAAGUCUCCAGCAGCCAGUCUGCCAGCGCUUUGCCUGCUUGGAGGUCUGCAGAUGUCUGCAGAAGCACCCACCAGCUAACCGAAGACAGUCGAAAUCAUCUGGAAUCUCUGACCAGCAGGAAGAGGAGCCAGACUGCCCCAGAAAGGGUCCGCAGGAAAGAAUGGGUGCAGGAAUCUGUUAAUAUCCGGACAGAGGAUGGCCUGAGUCUGAAACUCUCACCUGAAAUACUCUACUCUGACGAUUUCCAGCCCUAUGAGAGUGUGGACAUGGAGAGCUCCAGUCUGCACUCGCCACGUAGCCCUCGCUGCCAGAGAGAUACCUCCAAGGUUUCACGCUCCUUCGGCUCCAGGCCCGAGAGCCAGGAAGGCCAAGCCAACCAGGAGCACAGUGAGAAGGUGCUCCUCAGUCUGGAGGAAGUAAAGGUCUUGCGUUGUAGUCUGGAGGUCAGCAUGUGGCGGAGCAGCAGGGGCUCGGCAGGGGAGGAGUCGGAUGAGGAGUGGAUAGAGGAGCAAAUUAAGAGGGAGGAGAGCACGGAGAGCCUUGAUGAACUGGGGCUGCCUCUGUCCUCCUCCAAGUCCUCCACUAAUUCGAGGAAAAGCGGGCCUAACAGCCAUCUUGACCCAGCAAACCUAAUUGUUCUGGACUUUGGACCCUCUCCCAAAGGUCGUAAAAUUGAACGUUCCCUGUCUGCGAAAUGGAGAGAAAGCACAGACUCCUUCAUGCCCACCAAGCCUGUGCUGGUGAAGAGCAGAACAUUAGAUGGGCCACCUUCAAAAGACAGCUGGGAUGAACAGAAGCCAAGGAGUUGCUCAGAAAGGCCCCUGUCAGCAGCCAGGAGGACUUCAGAUGAAGAACAAGACUCAGAAGAGGUUUUCCUCAGUGUACAGGAAGCCAUGCAGAGAGAAAACACCCCUGUGGACAGAGCCGAGGUCUUCAGUUACAGCACGGUCCAGGGACACCAGAAGAGCAACGGUCUAAAGCACCACCACACACAUGUCAAGGAUGAGAACGUCAGUCUGGCCAUGCAGAGAAUAACCCUGAUGGGGCCCAGGCAACAGCAGAAACUGCUGAGAGCUCUGGAGCAGCUGGAGGUAGAACCCGGCCACAACGUUCCUCUGGGUAUGAAAACAGACUACAGCAAACAGCCGCGAAGGCAGUCGUCAGCAGAGAUCACCCCUGCGUUGUACGUUACCAUAGAGAUCCUGUCCAACUGGGGGAACGCUCUGCAGGUUGGGCUCACGGAGUUGCAGUUCUUCUGCCUCAGAAACAAGAAGCUGUUCGUGUCACCGCAUGACAUAGACAUCAGGAACGCAGACUACCCGGGGAACCUGGGAGCGCUUGUCAACGGGAAGGUGAAGACCACUAAGGAGCGCCACAUGUGGACCUGCCCCUUCCACCCUCCCAUCCAGCUCUACUUCAUCAUCAGAAACACGGAACGUUCUCUGGACUUCGGAAUAUCUUCCAUUAAAAUCUGGAACUACAACAGAAGCCUCAUGGACCUUGACAUCGGUGCACGUCAUAUGAAGCUGUAUCUGAACAGCACCUUGGUGUUUGAAGGGGAGCUGGAGAAAGGCUGCGGCAACCAAGUCUUUGACUACAGCUCCACCAUCGAUCUGAAAGGUUUCUGUGUCUCAGACUCCUAUUUCUCCAGCCAUGGAUCUUCAGGGCACAAUCUGCAAGGUGUGAGCCCCCAUCUCCAUGAGGACAGGAAGAGUGGGGAGGGCAGCAGCACUCAGCGACACCACGCUUCUAUAGUUUUGUCUGACCCAAUAGACAGGACUAUGUUGGACAUGCAGGAGAAACCACACAUGCCACUCCCACCCAUCACUUCUUCAGCUCAUCGUCCCUCUUCACAGAGAAGCUCCUUUGACCUGUCGACCUCAGCGGAGUCCCCUUCCCCCAGAGAGCAGGUGGAGCAGCCAGCACCCAUGGAGCAAACAGUGACCACCCAGCCAUCCUCUUCUCGAGUCGCCCCCCAGUGGCUGCAGCCCCUGAACAGAGGGGCCCCAGAGGGCUGUGAGACGAGCAGAGACAGGCCCCGAUGGCUGGUACCUCAGCUCUCGACCGAAACCAAGCCAUCACCUGCUGCCUCCUCCUCCUCCUCCUCCUCCAUGCUCCCAGAGCUGCCCUGUAACCCUGGCCGGGUGUGCAGAGGGGCUGAAAGGGCAAUGAACGGGGGUCAGUGGAAGGCCAACUCUUUGGACCUGAGCUGCGACCUGCUGGAGGAACUGGGGGAACCAAAGAUAGACAGGCCCAUCAGUGGACGCAGGAGCUCGUUCAGAAACGUCUCGGUGACCUCCAGGCAGACGGAGGAGCAACACCACAGAGCUCCUGACGAGCCGCUGUCUUUGGUCUGCGGUACCAGGAGCCACAGCAGCUCUCGGGUCCAGAUUCACAGCCAGCAGGAUGACACUCUCAUGGAGUCCUGGGACUCACUAACGAAGUUCAAUCAAUGUCAGCGCGGUCGCAUCUCCAACAUGGAUUUCGAGGGGGACAUAUUUGACGAGUUUCUUCAGCGCCAGGGUCGCGGCCCCCCUAUAGUUCCAGUAAACCCCUCCACAACUCCCAGAACCCCUCUGUCCUCUUUAAACACUCAGGGGCUGCUGAGUGAAGGCUCAGAUGAUGAUCCUUCCUUGGAGCGAGAGGAUGAGUUUGAGAUCCCGGUACUGCCGCAGGGCCAAAGACUGGUUAUAAACAUUCUGUCCACAUGGGGAGACCGCCACUACGUGGGUCUCAAUGGCCUGGAGGUGUUCAGCUCCAGCGGAGAACCUGUGCAGCCGGUCCAUAUCCGAGCUGACCCUCCAAACAUCAACAUUCUCCCGGCGUAUGGCAAAGAUCCGCGUGUGGUCACCAACCUGAUUGACGGCAUCAAUCGCACUCAGGACGACAUGCAUCUGUGGCUGGCGCCGUUCACCCCUGGUCGGAGCCAUACUAUCUUCCUGAACUUCGCGGCUUCCUAUCAAAUCGCCAUGAUCCGAGUGUGGAACUACAACAAGUCGCGCAUCCACUCAUUCCGUGGUGUGAAAGAGGUGGAGAUGCUUCUGGACGGAAGGUGUAUCUUCAGGGGAGAAAUUGCCAAAGCGUCUGGAACUUUAUCUGGAGGAUUAGACCAGUUCGGUGACACGAUCCUGUUCACCACUGAUGACGAUAUCCUGGAGGCCAUGUCUCGGUACGAUGAGACGUUCCUCGGUGAAGACGAAGGUCCUGAGAGGUUAGUGUAUGAAGAAGAGCUGCAGAGACCACGCACCGCUGAUGGAGAGGGUGAAGAAAGACCUUUCACACAGGCUGGGUUCAGAGAGGAAGACCUCACUUUGAAACUUCAGCUCAACACUACUGGAAACCAGUCAGAGGAAAAUAUGCAGCAUAUUCCUGGCAUCUACGCUGGAAAGUGCCUUAGACUGGAGAUGAUGAUGACUUGGGGUGACUCCCAUUAUAUGGGCCUGACGGGCCUGGAGGUGGUGGGGAAGGACGGUGAGAGCUUACCUCUGGACCUCUCUAUGAUGGUGGCAUCACCAAGAGACCUCAAUGACCUGCCGGAGUACGGAAGUGACUCGCGCACGCUUGAUAAGCUCAUCGAUGGCCAGAACAUCACCACAGAUGACUGCCACAUGUGGCUCAUACCUUUCUCCUAUGGAGAACCACACAUUUUGAACAUUACCUUCAGCAAGGUCCAAACCAUCGCUGGUCUCCGUGUCUGGAACUACAACAAGUCGCCUGAGGACUCCUACAGAGGGCUGAAAGUUCUUCGUUUGUACCUGGAUGAUGUUGCCAUCUCCCCGAUGGAGGGUUUCCUGGUCCGGAAAGGACCUGGCAACUGUCACUUUGACUUUGCCCAGGAGAUCCUCUUUGUGGACUACCUGCAGCCUCCCAUUGAUAACUGGAGCAAUGAAAACUCUCAGAGAGGACGUUCUAAGAGGCAAGAGCAGGCUAGCAUGGACUACGAAGCUCCCAUCAUGCCUUGUGGGUUCAUUUUUCAGCUGCAGCUGUUGACAACCUGGGGAGACCCGUACUACAUUGGUCUGAACGGCCUGGAGUUUUACAACCAGAACCACCAGAAGAUCCAUCUCACUGACAACAACAUCGCAGCUUUUCCAGACAGCGUGAACAUUUUGGACAACGUGAGCGGUGAUGUUCGGACUCCCGAUAAGUUAAUAGACGGCGUUAACAACACACACGAUGGUAGACACAUGUGGCUGGCCCCGGUUCUACCAGGAACGGUGAACCGAGUGUACGCCAUCUUCGAUCAGCCGGUGACCGUGUCCAUGAUCAAGCUGUGGAACUACUCAAAGACUCCUCAGAGAGGAGUGAAAGAGUUCGGGCUGCUGGUGGACGACCUCCUGGUUUAUAACGGCAUCUUGGACUGUGUGAGCCACACUGCGAGAGGCAUUCUGCCGACCUGUGACCUGGUGGUACCGUACCACACCGUCCUGUUCACAGAGGAUGUUUACAUCACGCACCGUGAGAGGAGCACCGUCAUCAGCCCCCGAGGCGGCAGACACAACAAACACAACUAUGUGGAGGACCAGGAUGUGAAGAUGACCAAUGAGAAUCAGAUAGUUCAUCACAACAAGAAGAAGCAGACAGCAGAUCCAGCUCUUCGUCCGAAAACCUGCAUGACUGAUGGUGGCAAACAUGGAAAGAGGAGAUACUGACAAGAAACAUGGAUUUAUUCAUUUAUUUUACACACCAAGCAGACGACUCAAAGAUUUCCACGUUCCUCCAAAGUCUGGUGAGCAACUUUUGAAAAGCUGAAAAAGGGAUGAAGCUCCGAUGUUGGAUUUAUCCACUUUAUGGUUGGAUUUCUCCUCCGUGCUUCUCCGUGAAAACACGCACCCUCAGAAGCAUGACAGACACAUGUAACCACAUGUUGUCCCUCCUACAGGCGACGUCUGUGAGGCUGCGUUUCUGUCAGCCUGAUAUCAGAAAUAACGUGCCUACUAAACAUCUGCAGCUGCUACUCUGGACUUGUGCUGCUUAGCCUGAUGUAAAUAAACCAGAACUACGAUAAAUGCCACAUGACUGCACCUACAUCAGGAUGGCUGCUCCUGCGUUUACACACUUUAUCUAUUGAUGAGCCAAAUGAUUAGCUGAUAGACCGAUGGAUAUGGGAACAUCAAUGCACCAACCACUUAUAAUGCUAUGCAGACACUAGUUUCUAAACAGCAUGGGCAGAAAAUGGGUCCAGAAAGGUUUUUACCUUUAUAAGAUUUAUAACAGUGGCUUAUAUAACCAUUUAAAACCUUCUACAUUUAAAUAUUUAAAAAAAUAAAGCUGAAAUUAUGCAAAGUGCAGUUUUUUUCCAUUUAGCAACAGACAAAGCUUAAUUACAAGUAGCCUUACCAACAGUGGCUAUAUGAGGAUUUUGUGCAGCUUAAACAUUUUUCUGUUAUGUUUCUCUAAACAAUAACUAACCUUAUAUGCAAAUACUAUCGAAUUACCUCAGAUUGAAAAGUACGUUGUUAAAAGCAUAAUAAAUAUGGCUUCACCAUCACUAGAACACCUGCCAGAUAGUUUUAUCUCUGUCAUUAACCUGCUGCAUGCCAGAAUCCUCCUGAAACGUGAUUGGAGGAGCUUUAACUGCCUUAUGGAGCCCUGCUGGAUACCGUGUCAGAAGUUUACAUACUGCAUACUCAUCAUAGGCAGGAAUGUCAUCUUCAGCUGGACUGAUACUAAAACACAACUUCAGCUGAUCUUAAAAACAGGAAUUAGUUGCACGAGGAAAUAUAUACAUACACCUCCCACACACACCAACAACCUUCUGGCUUAAUCCUGGUAGGAUAUUUGAGGACUCUUCUCAUCUGAAAUGGUGGAACAUGUUGGUCUUGUGACUUUAAAGCAUAUUUAGUGGUUGAUAUCAGGCUCCUUCCAGAAGCAUAAUGUUGUCCUGCAGCUGUGUGUUUGGGAUCAUUGUCCUGUUGGAGAUAAGUAAUCUAGAUACAGUGACCAGGAACCACUUAGGCUCAAGUCUUCUGAUUAACUGGAAGGUGGUGGAACAUCAGCCUAGUUUCAGAAGGGAAUGACUUAAGAGAGAAGUGUCUGAAAUGUGAAGCUGUCUCAUUUAAACUGUUUUAUGGUCAACCAUGAAAAAUACUGAACUGUUCUGCUUCAAC
Molecule: messenger RNA, 6559 nt
Organism: Girardinichthys multiradiatus
Lineage: Eukaryota; Metazoa; Chordata; Actinopteri; Cyprinodontiformes; Goodeidae
Product: katanin-interacting protein
Exons: 29
Coding region: 233-5101 (1622 amino acids)
Source: RefSeq, a predicted model, not a curated record